GAGUGAGGCGUAAACAAAAAUGACGCAUCCGGUUCGACCAAUCACCAAUGACCCCAUUGUUGAAGUGUUGUACACAUGGUUAGACUUUUUCCACUCAAGGUGACACCUUCAAAGAUGAUCGCACCGUGUGUGAUAUUUCUCCUCCUUAAACAAAUAGAUCAUGUUCCAGCUCUAGCACAAUCCCCAGCCAUUCGUCUCAUAUCACCCAAUGUUGGAGACACAGUGACUUUGCACUGUUUCUAUGAAGGUGACAUGGCAGUAACAUUCUCCUGGUACAAGCAACCCUUUGGAAAUAUUCCUCGCGUCAUGUCAACAUUUUUUAAAAAGUAUGAUAGUGGCGCUACAUUCUACCAUGAAUUUAAAGGUAACCCUCGCUUCUCAGUGGAAAGUGACGAAGGAAAAAAUCUAAGAAUCUCAGACAUGGAACUCUCUGAUUCAGCUUUAUACUACUGUGGGAGCGCUUAUGGAAACAAGGUGGAGUUUGGAGCAGGAACCAUUCUCAUUGUAAAAGGUUCAGAGUCCAACAGUAAGACAGUUGUACAUCAGUCUGUCUCUAAAUCAGUCCAGCCAGGAGACUCUGUGUCUCUAAACUGUACGAUACACACUGAGACCUGUGCAGGAGAACACAGUGUCUAUUGGUUCAGACAUGGCUCAGGAGAAUCCCGUCCAGGAAUCAUUUACUCCAUUGGGGACCGAAGUGAUCAGUGUGAGAAGGGCUCUGAGACUGGGUCUCUUACACAGAGCUGUGUCUUCAACCUCCCCAAGAGGAACCUCAGCCUCUCUGAUGCUGGAACUUACUACUGUGCUGUGGCCUCAUGUGGGGAGAUACUGUUUGGGAACGGGACCAAGCUGGACAUUGACCAUGGUUGUAAGGAGGACCAUCUUCUGUUCAUGUAUUGCCUUGGCGUAGCGUUGGGUCUGUGUGUCCUCCUCAUCAUUGUCCUUACUUGUGUUUUAUACAAGAUGAGCAAGUGCAUAGGAACCCACCUUCAGCCAAGUACUCCUGCAGUCCCCAGUCAUGAUAACCAGGAUCAAGGUGUUGACACACUCCAUUACGCCGCUCUGAACGUUGUCCACAAGAAACCAAAGUCCGGGAGACAGAGGAGCACCACGGAGACAGACACUGUGUACUCUGGGGUGACCCCGGGAGACAGGGGAGCGCCACGUAGACAGACACUGUGUACUCUGGGGUGACUCCGGGAGACAGAGGAGCGCCACGGAGACAGACACUGUGUACUCUGGUGUGACUCCAAAACAUGGACAGAAACGUGAACUUUUCCUCUUUAAUAACUUGAAUUGAUUUUGUGUGUUCUCCACUGUAUGUAUAAUUAUGGUUUUUUUAGUGUGUUACAAUGACUUGUAAUCUGCCAAGCUCAUUUUCACAUUGAUACUGUUGUUAA
This is a messenger RNA of Oncorhynchus gorbuscha (pink salmon), 1400 nucleotides long. RefSeq lists its product as uncharacterized. The record is from RefSeq and is a predicted model, not a curated record. Lineage: Eukaryota; Metazoa; Chordata; Actinopteri; Salmoniformes; Salmonidae. Gene Ontology annotation, biological process: response to bacterium. The transcript is spliced from 6 exons. The coding region runs from base 76 to 1194 and encodes 372 amino acids.